AUGGAGAUGUCCAAAAGUGAAGAUGUAAGAGUUGAAAUACGGCGGGGUAAUCAACCGGAAACAGUCGACAAGAUUAACAUCCACGACGUUGCCCGGGAGUGGGAAGGCUGCUUUGAAGACAAUGACACUACCCAACAUUCAGAACGCAAACGACAACUGCAGAAAGUACAUCCAUUGCUCUUAAAAGGCGAAAAAGGUGAAAGAAACCGCCAUUGUUAUGAGCCAGCAGUGGUUUCCCUUGGCCCUUACCACCAUAACCGAGACGACUUCUCCGCAGCCAACGAAUACAAGCUCGUAACUCUCGAGGAAUAUCGUUUGAGCUGUGGAACUCAAAAUAAUUCCAUGGAUUCGUUAUACUUAUACAACAAGGUGUUCGAGGUGGUACACGAUGCUAGAAAGUGUUAUAUCAAUGGUUCUACAGAUGAAUACAAUGACGAGCAGUUUAAUCGCAUGAUGUUGCUUGAUGGUUGCUUCAUUUUGUUCUUUAUAGAAUGUGUUGCUAGCCAGAACACUAUGUUGAUGCUAAAUAAUGAGUAUUUAGGCGCAUUAGGGUUUGCGCACAUAUCUCGUGAUAUUUUGUUGCUCGAGAACCAAAUCCCAUUUAUAGUACUCCAAGUUUUGUUGGAUUUGCGAUUCCCAGAAGAUAGAGGAGAAAGGAUCUUAAAUUGGUUUUUUAACUACUUGAACUAUGGUGAAAUCAUCGGUAAGGAAGAAAAUGUGCUUGAAAAGAAGCAACCUCUUCAUCUUCUCGAGCUUUACAGGUACUAUUUCAUCUCGCUUUCCUCUUGUUCUGCUCAUGUUCAAUCGAGUAACUCGAGCAUGUGGCAUUGGAGAGAAAACUUGGACAUUGAUACUAAUGAAAAAUGGAAUUAUGUAAAGCGAAAUCGAUCUUUUGCAUCAGUUACAGAACUCAAAGCUAAAGGGAUUUUCUUGAAAUGUAUUAAUGUCGAUGACAAGUCUUCUAAUGGAGACAUCAAGUUUCACUCACAUUAUUGUUAUGGUGAGCUUGAGCUCGUCAGUCGAGCGGUGUACUCGAAUUCAAAAGCUAUUUACUUGAACAUGAUCGCUUACGAGAUGUGCCCACAUAAUCCUAAUGACUUUCGAGUUUCAACUUAUAUUCGUGUAAUGAAAUCGCUGGUUAUUCGGCCUGAUGACGUGAAGGAGUUACGAGACAACAACAUAUUGCUUCAUAGUCUUGGUCGAGAUCAAGAUGUGGUGAAGCUGUACGAUGAUAUUGAUGCACCCGCGGUUAAUGUCCACAUGUUUAAUCAGCUCCGAAGAGGAAUUGAGAAGCACUGUAAUAACAAGUAUAAGACGUGGGCAGCGGAGUUGAUUAACAUCUACUUUAGCAGUCCAUGGAAGACAAUGGCUUUGUUGGUCGCUACUGCUAUUCUGAUCACUAGUUUUUUACAGACUUACUUCACCAUCUGGCCAGAUGAAUAA
This is a messenger RNA of Lactuca saligna, 1443 nucleotides long. Lineage: Eukaryota; Viridiplantae; Streptophyta; Magnoliopsida; Asterales; Asteraceae. The record is from the annotation of a GenBank genome assembly.